GGUAUGGAUCGUGUCGCUCUUCUGCUACUACUCCUACAGUGUUCGCUGGCCCGCGCCAGCCCCGACUAUGGAUUAUCCACCAGCGUCGUCGGUACGGCGCGAGUGUUGUCCAGUGUGAGCGCAGCAUCCACCUACCUGGACACACUGGCCGCAUCACAGCUAGUGCCCGCAACCAUCACGCAAACGGUGUUCGGUUUACCGAGCAUGGUGCAAAAACUGCAACAAACCGGCACCGUCGUGUCGCAGGACGGUACCAGCAUCGCGAACGCUCUGUCGACCCUCACGCAAAGCAGCACCGGAGAUCCAACCGCACUGUUUGAGGCAGUGCUAAAGAGCAUUCAAGAUGCGCUUGACCAUAUCGCACAGCUGCUACCGGCGACCAAAUCCAGCCUGUCCGCUAUCGUCGGAGAGAAUGUACCAGACCGGCUGACGGAUAGCUUCGGGCGGAUAGUAACCGCUUUGCAGACACUGCAGACGCAGAUAGGCACGCUGAAGUCGGCCAUUCUUGCUGCUGUGGCGGAGGCUGGUUCCGCGACCACCAUUUCGACGACCAUUCUCGUAAAGCACAUCACGGUGAAAAAGGUGUACAACAUGGUACAGACGGUGCGGAACUUACGUGCCUAUCUUCCAGUGGUACGAUACACGCUCAACACCUCCAUCGAGGAUGCGGUGGAAGCGGACAACUACCUCAAGACCUACGCCGCCACCGUGGCUUCGCUGGACGACAUGGUAAAGCUGGUGCUAGACUCGCUCGAUGCUGCAAAGGAAGGGUUCUACGCUACGGUAAAGUCGGGCGUAAAAGCUCUCGCUGCAUCCUACAAGACCGUGCAGGACGGUACCCUCGCACUGCCGAUAAACGAUGUGACGGCACUGGGAACAGAGAUCACUGCGAUGCUGAGCAAAUUUACCACCACUUUGGGAGAUCCGGACAAGGAUGUGAUCGCCGUGGCUACUCAGCUGCAGGGCUAUCUCGACGGUGUCAAGAGCAUGGUCUCGAUAACCGACCCAGAAGUAAUCUCCCUCGCCGACAGUAAAUUGAUUGCGACACUCAUACAAACCCUCAUCUAUAGUGGACCGUACUCACGCUACUGUUUUCACAAGUACAACGCACCGGUGAGUUACCUCAUCAGCUAUCUGCUCGACGAAUCGAUGGUCUGCAUCGACAGGGAGAUACCACGGCUAGCAAACCUCGCCACAGCCGCCCAGUCCAUUCUCGAUGUCGAUGCAUUAGAUUUUGAGGACAUCCUCGACUGGCUAACCAUCUGCAACGAGCUGCAGGACGAAACCGACCGGACCGCCUGUGUCACCCGGAUUUCACAAUCAUACAAACCGCUGGGAGACUACUUCGCCGACAAGUACAGUUUGCUGUUCGAGCUCACAACCAGCGAGGUGAAUGCGAGCAAACAGCGGCUAAAGAUUUGCAUCGGUCUGUCCAGGCGCUCCAUUUCGGAUGGAUACAUUUCCGAUCUGCAGGACGACAUCAAGCAGUGUGCUGCCAAAGGUCCAAACAAAUAG
This is a messenger RNA of Anopheles moucheti, 1515 nucleotides long. RefSeq lists its product as uncharacterized. The transcript has 3 exons. The coding region runs from base 4 to 1515 and encodes 503 amino acids. The record is from RefSeq and is a predicted model, not a curated record. NCBI's taxonomy places the organism in Eukaryota, Metazoa, Arthropoda, Insecta, Diptera, Culicidae.